Gongylonema pulchrum is the source of this 408-nucleotide messenger RNA. NCBI's taxonomy places the organism in Eukaryota, Metazoa, Nematoda, Chromadorea, Rhabditida, Gongylonematidae. The record is from the annotation of a GenBank genome assembly.
UUUCAGUUUAAAGUAACUAAUUUUCAGCACUUUAUCGAGGUAAGGGAAUUUGGCCCAGAAAAGCAGUUCGAGCUGAAAGAUGCCGAUGUUAGUGAGGUACAAACAGAUCCCAUCGGAAGAAAAAAGCGGAAGAAAAGGGAAGUUGAUUCGAAUAAGGGUAAUGAUAAUGAAGAGGAAAACGAUGAAAACGAAGAUGAUUCCCCUGAGGAAGACGAAGAUGAUUCCUCAGAGGAAGACGAAGAUGCUUCCUCUGAUGACGAAGAAGAUGCUUAUGAUGAUGAUGUUCAAAAAAUAUUUUUCACAUGUGGGGAUGGCGUUACAUAUGGAGAUGUUCGAGGCUUCUUCUGCUGCUGCAAUUAUGACUGGUGCAAUAAGGCUGUGAAACGUAUGUGCUUUAGCUUUCGUUAG